Messenger RNA from Mytilinidion resinicola, 1461 nucleotides. RefSeq lists its product as uncharacterized. Lineage: Eukaryota; Fungi; Ascomycota; Dothideomycetes; Mytilinidiales; Mytilinidiaceae. The record is from RefSeq and is a predicted model, not a curated record. Bases 1 to 1461 code for a protein of 486 amino acids. The transcript has a single exon.
AUGGCUUUCAAAAAGGCCAAAAGACCAUCGCCAGACACACUCGUCAGUCGAGGCCUUCCUCGGCUGCCCAAUGAGCUCAGAUGGGAUGUUGCCAAUUUCAACGAAUUAACCGUUUCGGAGAUUCGACGUGAACUGAGAAGAUGCCGUAUCAAUAUACCGGUGAGAAGAAGAGCAAACAACACGAGGAUAAAAGAUCUCAAGCAAGAUCUGGUUAGGCUUCUUGAGGAGCACUACAAUAACCUGGAUCCUGCCCGAGAGGUCUACAUCACACCGCUCUUAGUCUACCUCAUUGCGAAUAGGAGGUCGCAGAGACGUCUCCCGGCCACCGAUGGAUUGGCACUUCGUCGCUUGAUCGAAAGAGAUGGAUUAUUUAGCGACAGGGAUUUAACAACCAUCCAAGAAUCAUUUGAUGCCUCAAAGGGAAGCAACGAUUGCGACAGCUGGUACGAAUUUAUCGAAGGCCUUUUCGAUAUGGCCCAGAACGAGUGCGAGGGCUGGGAGAAAAAAUACGUCCUCAUUUCGAAUAACCCGGGGACCUAUUGGGAGCGAAAUACAAGCCGGAGAGCUGGUUUGAAACCCAAUAUUGGGACACUGGAACGAAUGUGGUCUACUUAUCGAGGAACAAUGACAGGGUUCUUAGGGCCAGGAGGCACUCGAAACCGUGAAUUCCGCCAACAUGACGCAGGGGGAAACGGCGAAUGCCUCUGGCGUGCAUUUGCCCAUGCAUACUGGGGUAAUGCAGACCUCUGGCAACGUGUCCAGUACGAUGCUGCGGUCGUACUCAAUUACGGUCGUAGGGGCCGUGGUAAUGGGCACGUGGAAAAUUUCGACAGGGACUACAAGAGAGCCAACUCGGUCAGCCAACGGAGACGGGAAUUAUACGACGAUCUAGUUGAGGAGAGUGGGGAUCUUGAGGACCAAAUCUUUGGAAAUGAGUGGGGCACGGAGCAUGCCUUACAACUCAUCGCAGACGCUUACGGCGUGCAGAUAUUUGCACACGUUCCGACCCAUGAUACAAACAGUGAAUCAAUGACUUGGGGGGUUCAGAUAAACGGAGACAAUGAUCCACCUCGCGGACAGAUCCAUCUCAUAAACUGGUCGCAAUAUCAACAUUGGACAGCUCUGAUGCCACUCAGACCAGAUGAAACCGCGGGAAGAGCCGAACACUAUCCGGAUGCAUGCUCGUUUGCUGUGCUUCACGUUCACGCUAGUAUUGAACCUCUAGAGCGUGUUCCUCCAGGCCAUCAGGACCGUGUGCUUGCAGCACGCGGCGCGCCCGUAGACAUAGCCUUUUCAACCCGUACGCCUGCGGACUCCGAAGCAAACUAUCGGAUUCGCGCACCCAAUGUGCAAGGAGCAAACCAAGGCCUUCCAAGAAAGUCAACCAAAGGCUCCAAGCGCCCCAACGACGGCGACCCUCCCGGCCCAUCUUCGUCAAGCAAGAAACAGAAAGCAACUUAA